AUGGCGGUGAACAUCCCUGGAGUGAUAUCGAUGGUGUUCUUUUACCUGCUGGUGCUGGGGACCGGCAUCUGGGCUUCUUUCAAGUCCAGGAGGGAGCAGAGGAAGCAGGGAGCGUCCGAGAUCGAGAUGACUCUUCUGGGGAACCGGCAAAUCAACCUAGUGGUGGGAGUCUUCACCAUGACAGCGUCCUGGGUGGGAGGAGGCUUCAUCGUGGGCCUCACUGAGACCGUGUACCGGCCCUCGAUGGGACUCACCACGGCCCUGGUCUUACUCACAGCCUACAGCGCCUCCUUCCUCCUCUGUGGAUUUGUUUUUGCUAAACCUUUAAGAGAUCAGCGCUGUGUCACCAUGAUGGACCCAUUCCACAGGAAGUACGGCAAGGCUCUCACGGCAGGUUUCUGCAUGGUCUCCGUCUUUGUUGAUGUUACACUGGAGGUAAAGUCAAAGAACAUUGAUGAAGUGAUGCUGCUGGGCAGGAGAAUGGGGAUGUUCAUGACAGCCAUGUUUGAAGUGCAUGUGGUGAAAGAGGCAGAGGGAACGCUCAGGGAGGAGUCAGUGGUGAUCAGAACCAGAGGCAUAGAAGGAGCCACAGUGAGCCUGGUCCUGGACCUGUCCUACAGCAUUAGCAUCUGGGUCUCUGCAGCUGUGGCCAUCACCUACACUCUGCUGGGAGGACUCUACUCUGUGGCCUACACUGAUGUCAUCCAGCUCACCCUCAUCUUCGUCAGCCUGUGGGUGUGUGUUCCUUUUGUGCUGCUGAACCCGCACACGGAGCGCAUUGAUCAGACUCUGCUGAACAACACUCUGCAUGCUCCCUGGAUCGGUGUUCCACAUGUGCACAGGCUCUGGAUCAUGGCGGACGACUUCUUACUCAUGAGUGUUGGAUCUAUGGGCUUCCAGUGUCUGCACCAGAGAACCUUGUCAGCCUCCUCCACCGCUACCGCCAAGACCACCUGCUGUGUGGCCGCGGUGCUGCUGCUGUUGUGUGGCAUUCCCCCCAUCCUGCUUGGAGCCGCAGCCGCUUCUACAGACUGGAACCAGACGGCCUUCGGCUCUCCCUCCCCGUACGAGCGAGGAGAAGCUGCUCAGGUGCUGCCCCUCAUGCUGCAGUUCCUGACCCCUCAGUACAUCUCCAUCAUUGGGAUCGGCUGUGUAGCUGCUGCCGUCAUGUCCUCCGCAGACUCCACGCUGAUGUCUGCCGCCUCUGUGUUCUCUGCUAACGUCUACAAGAACAUCGUCCGACCUAAGGCGUCAGAGAGGGAGCUGCAGUGGGUGAUCCGUGCCUCGGUGGUGGUGACUGGAGUCUUUGGGACGUCGCUGACCAUGCUAAAAAACAGCAGUAUAUUGUUCUGGUAUGUUACGGCAAACAUCAGCUACGUCAUCAUGGUCCCACAGCUCUUCUGCGCUCUCUUCUUCAACAUCUCGAACGGUUACGGAGCCAUCAUGGGCUUCCUGGUGGGCUUUCCCUUACGUCUGCUGUGUGGAGAGCCUUGGAUAGGAUUACCUGCUGUACUACACUUCCCAGGAUGCACUCUGGAGGACGGCGUUUACGUGCAGUACUCUCCCGUUAAGACCGUGUGUAUGUUGGUGACUCUGGCUUCAGUGUUGCUCUUCUCCUACCUGGCCUCUGUGCUCUUCAACCGAGGCCUGGUUCCAGCGACUUGGGACGUGUUCAGAGUCAAAGAGCAGGAGACAAAGAUACAGAAUGAGGAGGGAGACUGUUUGAAUGAGACGCCAGGUGCAUGCCAAGAGAGCACGGUGGAUUAA
Molecule: messenger RNA, 1767 nt
Organism: Knipowitschia caucasica
Lineage: Eukaryota; Metazoa; Chordata; Actinopteri; Gobiiformes; Gobiidae
Source: the annotation of a GenBank genome assembly